CUUGAGCCUCCUUGGUCACUUUUUUUCGGGGAACAAUACGGAGUUACUCUUGUCUGGGUCUUGCGAUCAGAAAUUCUUUUCGUUGUUUGAUGCUCCCUGCUGUGCGCAGCGCCUUGCGUACUGUAUUGUCGUCGCGGGCUCGAUGGAUGACGGAUCCCGUCAGUAAACCUCCUCCUCCUCCUCCUCCUCCUUCUCCUUCUCCUGCAGCUUCAAUGGUCUCCCGCGACUACGAUGACUACCUCUACUACCCCAAUGCAGAGCAACCCAGCCUGUUUUGGCGUGCGGCGACUCACCAGACCCUCCUCGCCGUCUCGGCCCUGACGCGCGCCUUCCUCUACGGCCUGAACAAGACCGAAGUCCACGGCCUCCCUCGGUUCCUCGACCUCCUCAAGUCUCGCUCGGACUACAAGACGCGCCGCAAAGGUCUGUUGACCGUUUCCAACCACAUCUCGGUCAUGGACGACCCUCUGAUAUGGGGCGUCAUCCCCUUGUCGUUCGCCGCGGUCCAUGGUUACAUGAACCACCGGUGGUCCUUUGGCAGUCACGACAUCUGCUUCCAGAAUGCCCCCUUGUCGCACUUCUUCACCAUGGGACAGGUUCUACCCACCCACCGCAGUGCCCAUUCCCCCUACGGCGGACUCUUCCAGGCCACCAUGACCGAGGGGGUGCGUCUCUUCUCACAGAUCUCGUCCGAAAACGCUGCCCUGUGCCCGUUCAGCAGUCCACAACGUUCGCGACAACAUACGCACCCUGAACCCAGCUGGCCAAGGGACUGCGUCGACCCCUUCUCCGACGUUGCGCCCUCGCCCGCCUACCUUUCGCAACCCAAUGACGUGCGGUGGUAUCACGCCCCCUCCCGCUACGCCAGCAACGCGUACAGCUGGGUCCACAUCUUCCCCGAGGGCAUGAUCCAUCAAGCCGAAGAUCAGACGAUGAGAUACUUCAAAUGGGGGGUGGCAAGGCUGAUCCUCGAACCCCUCGAAGCCCCGGACGUGGUGCCCAUGUUCAUCGAAGGGACCGACCAGGUCAUGCACGAAAGUCGGACGUUCCCUCGCUUUCUGCCGAGGAUAGGCAAGAAUAUAACCGUCACGUUCGGCAAGGAGCUCGACGUGGAAGAGAUGUUUGGAGACCUGCGCAAGAGGUGGCGCGAACUGGUCGAUAAGGACGCCCGAGCGAGCGGCCACAGUCACUGGGAUGAACUCAUGCUGGGCGUCGUGCCAGAGACACUGAAGACUCACCCAGAGGCCGUCGAAUUGCGCAAGGAGUGCACAAGGCGGGUACGGAAUGCAGUGCUCGACGUGAGACGGUCCCGUGGCCUACCGGACGAGGAUCCCAAGUCUGGCGUGGCCGAGACGUGGCUGAGGGAGGGCCCCAAACGAGAGGGCAGGAUGGACGAUGGCAGCUGGGUAAAGGAUGUAUAGAAUAAAGAAGGACAUUAAUGCAUAAUCAAAAGUCUUUUCGUAGAUGCGCAGAGCCAGAUAUAUGAAUGGUUAAAGAGAGCGUCUGCGUCCGCGGAC
Molecule: messenger RNA, 1517 nt
Organism: Exophiala oligosperma
Lineage: Eukaryota; Fungi; Ascomycota; Eurotiomycetes; Chaetothyriales; Herpotrichiellaceae
Exons: 1
Coding region: 90-1421 (443 amino acids)
Biological process (GO): inner mitochondrial membrane organization; cardiolipin acyl-chain remodeling
Cellular component (GO): mitochondrial membrane
Molecular function (GO): 1-acylglycerophosphocholine O-acyltransferase activity
Source: RefSeq, a predicted model, not a curated record